Molecule: messenger RNA, 1546 nt
Organism: Cinclus cinclus
Lineage: Eukaryota; Metazoa; Chordata; Aves; Passeriformes; Cinclidae
Gene: AGK
Product: acylglycerol kinase
Exons: 15
Coding region: 1-1323 (440 amino acids)
Biological process (GO): protein insertion into mitochondrial inner membrane; ceramide biosynthetic process
Cellular component (GO): TIM22 mitochondrial import inner membrane insertion complex; mitochondrion
Molecular function (GO): ATP-dependent diacylglycerol kinase activity; ceramide kinase activity; acylglycerol kinase activity
Source: RefSeq, a predicted model, not a curated record
AUGGCGAAAUUGCUGGCGGCUCUCAGGAACCACUGGAAGAAAUCCACGUUCGGAGCCUGCUUGCUGGGCUGGGGUGGACACUGGCUCUAUGGGAAGCACUGUGAUAACCUGGUACGAAGAGCUGCAUGCCAAGAAGCCCAGGCUUUUGGCAACCAGCUGAUCCCUGCCACUAUGCCAUUGAAGAAAGCAACAGUCUUCCUCAACCCAGCAGCUUGCAAAGGCAAAGCUGGGAACCUUUUUGAAAAGAAUGCUGCACCAAUUUUGCACUUAUCUGGCUUGGAUGUAACUGUGGUUAAGACUGAUUAUGAGGGACAAGCAAAAAAGCUUCUGGAAUUAAUGGAAAGCACGGAUCUGAUCAUUAUUGCAGGAGGAGAUGGCACAGUCCAAGAGGUUGUAACCGGACUUCUCCGUAGAGCAGAUGAGGCUGCCUUCAGUAAGAUUCCUAUAGGAUUCAUACCCCUUGGAAAAACUUGUACUUUGAGCCACACGCUGUACCCUGAGAGCACAAGUCAAGUCCAACAUAUUACGAAUGCUACAUUGGCCAUUUUGAAAGGAGAGACAAUUCCACUUGAUGUCUUGCAGAUCAAGGGAGAAAAGGAGCAGCCUGUGUUUGCAGUCUCUGGUUUAAGAUGGGGAUCUUACAGAGAUGCAGGGGUUAAAGUUAGCAAGUACUGGUACCUUGGGCCUCUGAAAACCAAAGCAGCUCAUUUUUUUAGUACAUUUAAGGAGUGGCCUCAGAAACAUCAAGCUGCUCUCAUGUACGUGGGUCCAACUGAGAGACCUCCAGAAGAGCCAGAGGAGAAACCAUCCAGGCCUCCUUUGUAUGUGAGGCUUUACAGACGACUUCGAUCGUACUGGUCGUCUCCAAAAGAAUUCCCCCAGGAGGUAGCCCCUGAGGACUGGGAAGAGCUGAAGCUGUCCACCAUUGAGCUUUCCAUUGCAACUCAGAACAGGCAGCUUGAUCUAACACGCACUGAAGAUUUCAUGGACAUUUGCAUUGAAGCAGAGAGUGUCAGCAAAGGGCAGUUUGUUCACAGAGGAAGUCAAAAGAUGCGUGAUCCACACAUGUGUCCUGAAGGGAGUCAGCACAUCCAAGCCAGCAGAUGCAUCUUGCAACUUCCAGAGGGCACUGAGGGAUCCUUUGGCAUUGAUAAUGAGGAAUAUGAAGCUAUGCCUGUGGAGGUGAAGCUCCUACCCCGCAAACUCCGGUUCUUCUGUGAUCCCAGAAUGAGAGAGCAGAUGCUGCAGGCACCAGUACAGCAAGAAUUCAUGGCAGAGGGGCAAAGCUCACCAGUCUUACCAAGGUCUCUUCAAGGCACAUGAGACUUAACUAACUCAAUUAACCCCACUAGACUAAUAAGCCUUUUGGCUAUUUUUAUGUGCGAGGUACUUCCACUGGAAGUGUAUGAUUUGACUGGUCUCAAAGGGGUUAAAAAUGCAAAUGAAAAUUCUGAAAAAUGCAUGUUAACUUGAUGGCAUCUUUUUCUCCCCCUCCCCUAAGAAGUCGUCAUUGUUCCAUUUACAGCACUACAGGGUGAGUGCUGUG